AUGGCGCCUUUCUCUGGGGAUGGUGUACUAUGGCUAUGCCUAGGCAUAUCUCUUUUCUUCGCUGUACGCGGAAUCGCUACAGAUCUCCGUCAAGUGGUCGAUCUGACGGAAGUUAAACAUGUUGACCGAGAAGAGAAGAUCAUCAGUGAGGGGACUGAGGAAGCUCUCAAGCUAGAUACCCUCUUGAAGCUCUCCUCGAGUACAAGCCAUGACCUACGAGCUGCAGCCCUCCGCAUCAUUGCCGAACGAUCAACGAAAGGCGAGACUCGUGAUAUUCUACUCGAUGAUUUAUCAAGCAAGAACAAAGUCCGACAAGGUCGAGCACUAACUGCGCUUAACUUCCUUGUCUCGAACCGAGCCUUAUCUCGAACCUCGGUCUGCACUCGGCUUCGCGAUCUUCCUGCAUAUACAGCCAUCAUCAACUGUCUCUGCAACUUCCUAGAUGAGCAUACCGAAGUAACGUACCCGACAACAUCACCCGUCCUUGCCAGGACUCGGCCACUUGGAGAGAAAAAGGCAUUGCAAAUCCUUAAUAUCCUGCUUCCAGAAAACAUCCCGGCAGCAUUAGAGGCCGGAAUCGUGACCCGGUGGCUUAGCAAAUACCCAUUCCCGUGUGCAUUGGACGAGCCAUCACGGCGACAGGAUGUGGUGAUUCUUUUGAAAACGUGGUGGUCUGAUGACACCGUCAUGAGUUCCAUAUUCAGCAACUUGACCUCACACGCGGAGGGCAUCAAGCAAUUACGCAAGCAUGGGUUGAUGGGCAGCAUGCUCGAGGAAGAGAACGAACAAGAUGACGAUGAUGAGGACGACGACGGGGACAGUGAUGUAUGGAUGGUUGAUGGAGAAGAUACAGCCGGCUCUUAUCGAGGAUCUUCCUCGCGUAGGCCCCAAGACGGCAAUGCGGAGGAACAAGCUCUUCGUCGAAGGCGAAGAGAAGCUAUGGUUUUAAGUGAAGGAGGACGGCCACUUGGAAGAGAAGAUAUUAUCCAGCGACCGCUUCAAGAUCGUUGAUUGGGAUUCAGUCCUACCAUUGAAAGCGUCUGGGAAGGCAAAGCUUGUGGUAACUCGAUAACAUGUAUGAUACCCCGCCAGGAUUGGCAAAACAUUGUGAA
Penicillium pulvis is the source of this 1112-nucleotide messenger RNA. RefSeq lists its product as uncharacterized. NCBI's taxonomy places the organism in Eukaryota, Fungi, Ascomycota, Eurotiomycetes, Eurotiales, Aspergillaceae. The record is from RefSeq and is a predicted model, not a curated record. Bases 1 to 1011 code for a protein of 336 amino acids. The transcript has 5 exons.